AUGUCUGCCUCAGAUGCUAAUACUACGAUUCUUUUGACUGAGUGUGGCUCUAUGAUAUUGAAUAACGAUAAUGAUAAUAAUCAAACGGAGGAGAGCAGUUCUGAUAUGAGGGGGGAGGUGGAGGUGGACAUAGCAAAAUUGGAUACCAUGCUAGAAAGUAGUAUACCUAUGGCCACUUUUGUCAAAGCGAAAUAA
Messenger RNA from Saccharomycopsis crataegensis, 195 nucleotides. RefSeq lists its product as uncharacterized. Lineage: Eukaryota; Fungi; Ascomycota; Saccharomycetes; Ascoideales; Saccharomycopsidaceae. The transcript is spliced from 3 exons. Bases 1 to 195 code for a protein of 64 amino acids. The record is from RefSeq and is a predicted model, not a curated record.